Molecule: messenger RNA, 2760 nt
Organism: Aspergillus melleus
Lineage: Eukaryota; Fungi; Ascomycota; Eurotiomycetes; Eurotiales; Aspergillaceae
Gene: DHX38
Product: putative mRNA splicing factor RNA helicase (Prp16)
Exons: 2
Coding region: 1-2760 (919 amino acids)
Biological process (GO): mRNA splicing, via spliceosome
Cellular component (GO): intracellular anatomical structure; spliceosomal complex
Molecular function (GO): RNA binding; ATP binding
Source: RefSeq, a predicted model, not a curated record
AUGGCGUCCGACGGCCCCCCAGCCAAACGGCAAAAAAGCUCCAACCUGCCUCCGCAGCUGCGCGAUGCCAAGCGCAAGGACAUCGACAACUGGGAGACGAAUCGAAUGCUCACGUCGGGUGUGGCCCAGCGACGCGACUUUGAUGGCGAUUUUAUGCCCGAAGAUGAAGAAGCGACCCGUAUCCAUUUGCUGGUGCAUGACCUGCGCCCCCCGUUUCUCGAUGGCCGGACCAUCUUCACCAAGCAGCUGGAGCCCAUCUCCGCUGUCCGAGAUCCGCAGAGUGAUAUGGCGGUUUUCAGUCGGAAGGGGAGCAAAGUUGUCCGGGAUCGCCGUCAGCAGCGGGAGCGACAGAAACAGGCGCAGGAGGCCACGACGGUGGCGGGCACGACACUCGGAAACUUGAUGGGAGUCAAGGAAGAUGAGGGCGACAGCGCCGUGGCCAUGCCUGUGGAAGAUGCGUACAAGAGCGGAAACAAGUUUGCCAAGCAUAUGAAGAAGGAUGAAGGAGGCCAGAGCUCAUUCAGUAAGAGCAAGACGCUUCGGGAACAGAGAGAGUACCUGCCGGCGUUUGCGGUAAGGGAGGACCUGCUUCGAGUUAUACGCGAUAAUCAAGUAAUCGUGGUCGUCGGUGAGACGGGGUCCGGAAAGACUACGCAGCUGACGCAGUUCCUGCACGAGGACGGCUACUCGAAGUUUGGUCUGAUCGGGUGCACGCAGCCUCGCCGUGUAGCUGCGAUGAGUGUCGCGAAGCGUGUGAGCGAGGAAAUGGAAGUUGACCUGGGCGAUGAGGUUGGAUAUGCCAUCCGUUUCGAGGAUUGCACCAGCGACAAGACAGUGAUUAAGUACAUGACAGACGGUGUUCUUCUGCGAGAAUCGCUGGUCCAGUCGGAUCUGGACAAAUAUUCAUGUAUCAUCAUGGACGAAGCGCACGAGCGAGCUUUGAAUACGGAUGUCUUGAUGGGUCUUUUGAAGAAAGUCCUAGCUCGGCGACGAGAUCUGAAAUUGAUUGUCACCUCAGCUACCAUGAACGCCGAUCGUUUUUCGAGGUUCUACGGUGGCGCUCCCGAAUUUAUCAUACCAGGAAGGACGUUUCCCGUCGAUGUUCACUUUUCGCGAACCCCUUGCGAGGACUACGUCGAUAGUGCCGUGAAACAAGUACUGGCUAUCCACGUGUCGCAGGGCCCCGGCGAUAUCCUCGUGUUCAUGACCGGACAGGAGGAUAUUGAGGCCACCUGCGAGCUGGUUGACGAACGGCUUAAGAUGUUGAAUGAUCCGCCAAAGCUCAGCAUUCUGCCCAUUUACAGUCAAAUGCCAGCAGAGCAACAGGCGAAGAUUUUCGAGAAGGCCGAGGCGGGCGUGCGGAAAGUGAUCGUUGCGACAAACAUCGCCGAGACGAGUUUGACCGUCGAUGGUAUCAUGUAUGUCGUUGACGCAGGAUACUCCAAACUGAAGGUCUACAACCCGCGCAUGGGUAUGGACACACUCCAAAUCACGCCCAUUUCCCAAGCCAACGCCAACCAACGUUCUGGCAGAGCCGGUCGGACGGGACCUGGAAAAGCGUACCGUCUGUUCACCGAGGUGGCCUAUAAGAACGAACUCUACCUGCAAACAAUCCCGGAGAUUCAGCGAACCAGUCUUUCAAACACAGUACUGCUUCUCAAAUCGCUGGGUGUGAAGGACCUCUUGGAUUUCGAUUUCAUGGAUCCUCCUCCCCAAGAGACCAUCACAACGUCGCUAUUCGAGCUGUGGUCCCUAGGAGCGCUAGACAACCUCGGCGAUCUCACCCCAUUAGGACGUCAGAUGACGCCCUUCCCCAUGGACCCGCCACUUGCCAAAUUGUUAAUCACAGCGUCUGAGCAAUACGGCUGCAGCGAGGAAAUGCUAAGCAUCGUAUCCAUGCUCUCCGUGCCCAACGUAUUCUACCGCCCGAAGGAACGACAAGAAGAAUCCGACUCUGCGCGCGAAAAGUUCUUCGUUCCCGAAUCCGACCAUCUAACCCUCCUUCACGUAUACUCGCAAUGGAAGUCCAACGGCUACUCCGACGGCUGGUGUAUCAAGCACUUCCUCCACGCCAAGUCCCUGCGGCGCGCGCGCGAAGUCCGCGACCAGCUUCACGACAUCAUGAUCGCGCAGAAGAUGCCGCUCGUCAGCUGCGGCACCGACUGGGACGAGAUCCGCAAGUGCAUCUGCUCCGGCUUCUACCACCAGGCGGCCCGCGUCAAGGGUAUCGGCGAGUUCAUCAACCUCCGCACCAGUGUCACCAUGCAGCUGCACCCGACCAGUGCCCUGUACGGUCUCGGAUAUGUCCCCGAGUACGUCGUUUACCACGAGUUGAUCCUAACAAGCAAGGAGUACAUGUCCACCGUGACGGCAGUCGACCCUCACUGGCUCGCCGAACUAGGAGGCGUUUUCUACUCCGUCAAGGAAAAAGGUUACUCGCAGCGGGAGCGCCGUGUCACCGAACUAGAAUUCAACCGACGCAUGGAAAUCGAAACGCAGAUGGCCGCGGACCGCGAACGUGCCGCCGCAGACAAGCGACGCGAAGAAGAGCAGAACGACCCGUCUCGCCGCAGGAAGGAGAUCGAAGUAGGCGGCAGCAGUAGCAGUACUGGUUGCAGUCGUUCCGCUGUGCGACGUCCUGUCGUUGCCAAGCGGGGAGGCGGUGUCACGGCGUCGUCGUCACGGAAUGGUGUUACUGGAGGUGGUGGAAGCGUGGUCAAGAAGCCGCAGAUCAAGAGGAAACCUGGUCGUGCGUUCUAG